Messenger RNA from Paraphaeosphaeria sporulosa, 2907 nucleotides. RefSeq lists its product as uncharacterized. The coding region runs from base 1 to 2907 and encodes 968 amino acids. Lineage: Eukaryota; Fungi; Ascomycota; Dothideomycetes; Pleosporales; Didymosphaeriaceae. The transcript is spliced from 9 exons. The record is from RefSeq and is a predicted model, not a curated record.
AUGCAGGUGGCUUGGCAGGUGGGCCUCCCUGUGGGGCACUGGGUUAGGGUUCCGCAGGGGGCGUGGGCGAGUUACCUGGGUGCGGUACCUUGGCUCGUGCGCGCCGUGACACGGGGUCCUGGUCACCGAGGGCGGCUUGGCACGCCGCACGUCGGGAAAUUCAUGCUCAUCCAGGGAGGCUUGUGUGGCGCCCUGCGGUCUGUACUUGGGAAGAAGUCCGCGACAGCGCUGGGUUGCUCGCUGCCGCUCAUGGAAGCUGCCGUACACGCCAUCUCCGACGGAGCAAGCUCGGUGACGGUGCCGGGUCUCCGCAUUCCACUCCCGAAACAAGUCGCACCGGCCGGGUUGACGAUGCCCCCAGUAUUCGCAGAAUUUGUUCAAAACGCCCUAGAGAAGCCGAUCUCGGGCGACCGGUCGCCAAAUGCAAAGGAAGAUGUCACAUACAGCAGAGUGCCCAUCUCGUCAGAAGUUGGCGCCUUCCUCGUCAUGUCCUUGUGCCAACCCGGACCUUUCCUUGCGUCGGAGCCCGAGGCCAAGGUCUCCUCAAAAUGGAAACCAUCUCGAUGCACCGAACCCGGCCACACAAUUCUCAGUGACGCCUGGCCCGAUGCUGUCCUUGGCUGUUCCCGGACUCCUGGUACCCUUCCUGACCGGUCAGUACCAGCCAGCAGCGGGCGAGUCAAUCACCGUCGCAAGCUCCAAGGCGCCCGCGGAGACGCACGUAUUGUGAACUAUCAGUACGGCCUGUACGAUCAGGCAUAUGCUCGAGCCGCGAACGUCCUCGAGACAUGCCAUUUAUCACUCACGGCCAACUCGAAACAUGUAGAGGUGUUCGUCCACUGGGUGGAUAUUGUGGAUGCACAGCGCGGACACCACAUGGAGCAAGUCACUGCCUGUGCGAAUCGCUGGAAGAACCCCUUUCCGAGUUCCAAAUUCAUAUACCUCUUUCGCAGAAAGGUCACUCUCGCCGCUGUCACUUCCGAGAGCGAUAUCCGCAUCCACGAGGACUCCGUCCAUCUGCCAACCGAUUAUGAUAUCGUCGCCGAAGCCGAUAACAGGCCCACGAUUCACAUCACAACGUGUCUCGAUCUGCGCAUUGCCAUGUGGUCAACAUUGUGUCAUACUGCUGCACGAGCCAUAGCCCAAUCGUCAACGUUUGAGACCUUCAACUCGCGUAGCGUCGUCAUGUCCGGCCCAACAUUAGCUUUGCUAUGUCUUGCUUCGGAGAAUCCUAGCGAAGUCUUCCCUAAGCAGUACACGGCCCAUUACUGUGUCACUGCCAUCCGCAAUGAACUUUGCAGCGAAAACGUUGUUCCGAGCAGUCACCUCUUGCGGCGAGGGCGGAGCUUCCAGCUUUGUAAGCCAAGCCUAUCUUGUAGCUGUUGCAAGAGCUCCAUGUCGCUCUCCGAGUUUCGCAUCUCGAGAAUCCCAAAUGGAGAUGAGAACCUUCUGGGAGUGCUCCCUAUGGAAUCGGUUCCCAAUACGAAAGGGUCCGUGAUCACGCACGAUGGCAAAGGAGUGUUGGGAGCGCUUGUCGGGAUUGGCGCGAUCAUAUCAACCGCACAGUCGACUGUCCUUCGGCGGCUUGGAUUUGGGAUCCAUGAUACAGCGUGCGGGCUCUGCAAGGGCGGUGAUGCUUGGGCUUGGCUACGGCGCGUCACGAACAGGCACACCAAACAACGCGUGCCCCCAGCAGCCCCAUCGCCACCACCGCCGCCGGCCAUGUCGCCCACCACGCUGGACGCUGCCGAGGCUUUGAUGCGCGCCCUGCGUGCCAUCCACGACCGCGACCCCGCGUCAGCCUCUGGCACGCUGCCCUCCGCCCGCUUCCUCGCGCAGUGCGGCAUCCACAUCAGCGACGCUACACAAAACCCGCAUCCUCACCGCGCCAGACUCAACGUCCUCGUCAGCACGUACGCCCCCGACCAGCACCAUCGCCUCGAAGCACCCGCCGUCGACGUUGUGCGCAGGGCUUCCACGCUCGAGUGGGCUGAUCUGCUGGCCGAGAGCGCCCACUCCAUCAUGUACGCAGUCGCCGAGCGCGAAGCCUGCGCAAUGCCGCCCACAGCUGUGACCGCCUUCGCUCCAGACCGGUACGACAUGUGGCUGGAAGCGUUGUACGAACCAUUGUGGGAGUGGUCGCUUGCUUGGAGAGUCCAACACGGCCUCAAGGUGGGCGACGGAUGCAGCGGCGAGUGCGAUAGGGCUCAAUGCUGCGAUAUCGGUACAUGCUUCGGCAAGUACUGCCAUGAAAACGUCGUGGGCUGUCUCUUGCCUGUGCGCGCGCAGCCAAAGGCCGACGCUGACGGGCCAUUGCAUUUGGGCGAGCUGGUUUAUGCGCUGAUGCUCCUUCAUCGCCAGCUCAAGCGCAACAGCGCCCCCUUGGGCUGUACUGUCACCAUUGUCGCCGUCACCACCGAGGGCCAAAUCCGUGUACACGAGGCCUCCGUCCAGCCGCCGACCGAUGCCCACGUCAAAUCCACACCUUGGAUUCGCAUCGCGAAGUGCCUCGAACUGCGCACCACCGACUUCCGAAGCCGAGAUCCCGCCGUUCAGGACGACUGGCUCAACAUCAUGUCAUACCUCUGCUUCACUCACGAAGCUAACCUGAACCCCUACCCUGACGAGCAGUUGGUGCCAGUCGAAGCCGCAAUGCGCGAGAAUGAUCUGGUUAUCGGCGCAUCUGCGCAUGACAUCACCACGGACAUUACCGCAUCCGAACACAAGUAUAGCCACAGCAAGGACACCCGCGACAUCACCGCAUCGGCACCGGACGCCACCAAGGACGUCGGCAGCUCUGCAAAAGAGAACGUCCUACCUCCUACACCAGCUGUAGGCGGGAAGCGAGUGCUGAAGCCCGCCCCGAAGACCAAGUCGCCGCGCGAGCCCGCUCCAGCCCAAGAAUAG